Molecule: messenger RNA, 2642 nt
Organism: Ochlerotatus camptorhynchus
Lineage: Eukaryota; Metazoa; Arthropoda; Insecta; Diptera; Culicidae
Product: cilia- and flagella-associated protein 251-like
Exons: 13
Coding region: 1-2637 (878 amino acids)
Cellular component (GO): motile cilium
Molecular function (GO): protein binding
Source: RefSeq, a predicted model, not a curated record
AUGGGUGAAAUAGUGCCUUACACCAAAACGACAGAUUCUUUCGAUGACCUUCAACACCGGUGCCAACCUUUUAUACUCGAAUGGAUAUUUGGAUUCAAUCCUCGUAUCCCGUUGGUCAACGUUACUGCAAGUCGAGAGGCUAAGGAGAUGGUUAUGGCCUCUGGCAAUGCUAUUAUAUUUUAUAAAUUCGUAAACCAAACCGAAUCGAUCCAAACGUUGGUCGGUCAUAAAAGCACAAUAAAUACGAUUACCACCGAUGGUAGCGGCCGUUUUGUGGCGUCAUCAGAUAAUGCAUACUGUAUCAAUGUUUGGGACCGGGACGCGAUUACCGAUGGAUCCCCUGUGGCCAUUCGUACUAUUUAUGAACCAUUCAAGUCAAAUGAGAUCAACGCUGUUGGAUUGAGUCACGACGCUCGAUAUUUGAUUGCGGCAUGUAGUGGAACACAAAACCUACUGAAAGUGUGGCAGUGGACAAUAGGAAACGAUAGUCCAGAUGAUUGCAUUGAAUUGCCACCUCGGUUGGGUAAAACGAAAAACAUUCGUUUUUGUACUGAUCUUGGCAAGAAGAAUCAUUUUAUAGUCACCCUGGAAAACGCUGUUAUUUUUGGCUAUUUCGAUUCGAAAAAUCAAAAACUUCACAUUGAGGUUCCCAGGAAGCAUGGCUUUCAGGAUUACAACGAUUCUGUUUUUGUUGAUGAUACGCCAAGAGCUGUUUCAGUCACGGCAGCUGGGAUGGCUAUCAUCUGGAGUGAUGACAAGAAAGUCGUUAGUCCCAUCAAGAAGCAAUUUCUCAAAUAUCUGCACCUGAAGUAUGCUUCGAUUAAUGUGAUAAAGUAUUGCGAUCAAAAACUGAUUACGGGUGAUGAUGAUGGCGAGAUUCGGUUCUAUGAUACCUAUAUGAGGAUUUUGUAUUGGUUCAAGCAAGAAGACCCAGAGCCGAUUCGAACAAUUUCUUUCAACGUUCUACCGAGAAAGUAUGUUCUGGACAAUGUUCAAGAUCGUUCAGAGGAUACUGAUGAAGAAGUGCUUUGUUUCGAGUCAUUGCCGAGAGAUGUCUCACUUGAAGGAAAUCCGGUUAUCAUAAGGAACUUUAUCAUGGCUACAAAAACAGGACACAUCUUCGACAUCGAUAUAGUGCAGAACAAAAUUCAGGAGCUGUACUAUUCGUCGGGAAGCAUCAUCACCUCGUUUGAUGUUCACCCAAAAGAAGCUCAACUAUGUUCCUGCGACGGAAAUGGCAAAAUAACGGUCUACGAUCUCAAGGAAAGACAGGCAAUUAUGAGCUUAAAUGUUCCGAUCCAGAGGACUCGACGUGGAAGAAUUACCGUCCUCUGUUAUUCGCCUUGCGGAACCUACCUGGCUGGCGGGGCAGAAAACGGUUACAUCUGGGUCGUCAAUCCAGAAACGAUGAUAAUCAGUGCAGACAGUCCCCUGCAGUACAACAGCGAAAAUAUUCGUUUUCUCAAGUUCUCUCCAGAUUCAAAGUUUUUCCUUUUUGCUGACGACGAAGGCUCAAUAGGCUUACUGCAGCGUGAAUAUGAAUGCUGGAAAUUGACUGGAAAAUGCUUAACUCACAAAAUAGUAGAUAUUCUGUUCGUUUCAAACGUGAAGUUCCUAACAAUUGGAGACGAUAGACAUUUGAUUAGAUAUACGAUCGAUUCUGGCGAGGUUUCUCGAAUGGACAAUUUAGCGAUAAGCGAUCGUUUCAAAAUAGAACAAUCAGCCCACAGUACAUCGUUUCUCCUUCUGCCAUCUGAUCAACUUUUGGUGGCAAAUGAUCAAUUCAAAUUCAAAAUAUUUAAUCUUAAAACUUUCAGCAUUUUGAAUACAUUUCUUGCACCAUUCCACGAUGGACCCAUUCGAAACUUGACGCUUCUACCUGGCGAUCAUUUUUUUGCAUUCAUGACCGAUAGGAACAUUUACAUUCAUCAACUCCCGAUCGAUGGCAACCCAUUUAAGUAUUUGGGAAUGUUUGCCCAUCCGAAGAAACUCAAAGCCAUACGGAACAUGGAAGACCAUUUCCUAUUCAGCUACGGAGAAGGUGACCACGGGGUCAGUACGUGGAGAAUCAAUGCGAUCCCAUUGAUUGAAAAUCAGAAAUACUGUGGAUCCGGUUUAGAUCCAUAUUGUUCUCUUCUCCCCGGAGGGAAAAACGGGUGCUACGUAAAAGAGAUGCUGAGUUUGUUUUUCUACAAUCAGAUAUCACCGAAGCACAAUGAAGAGAUCACGGAUAUUUCGAUACGGGAUGCCAUGGACGUUCGAGAUGUGCCUAACUACAUGAGAAGCAUAGGAUUCCACAUGACACAAUUCGAGGAGGACAAUCUGGGUAAAGAAAUCGAACAAAUGGGAAUGUUAUUUCUUACCUUCGAGGAGGUUGUGAAACUAUUCCUGAACCACCGAACAUUGAUGAACCCCGGUUGCGAAGAGAUACGGGCUGCGUUGACUUUGAUUGCAAAAGGGGUUUUCGAUCCAGUAGACCUCAAAGCAUUCAACGAACAAUUGGCAACGCUUGGCGAAAAAGUCGACUCAAAAACGAUGACUUUUUACUGUAGGACCUUGUUUCCCGAAUACACCCCUGACGAGGAGUCCGAAGGAUUUCUCGUUCCUUUGGAUGAAUUGGUGGAAAAACUGUGCUAAUAAGA